Molecule: messenger RNA, 315 nt
Organism: Loa loa (African eye worm)
Lineage: Eukaryota; Metazoa; Nematoda; Chromadorea; Rhabditida; Onchocercidae
Exons: 2
Coding region: 1-315 (104 amino acids)
Source: RefSeq, a predicted model, not a curated record
AUGACCGAUUUGCUUCUUUCGAAUUCCAUUAUAUGUCCAAGUUUGAAUCAUUGCCAAAGUCUUUUCUAUCGUCAAUUGCAUAAUAUUUUUAAAUCACUUGAAUCCAAAGCAGAACAGAAGAAGGAUUUGAGAUUGGCAAUUAGUUUCAUUCUCUGUGUCCUGCUCCCAAGAGAAAAAUGUCAACUGGAAUUUCUGAAAAAAUUUGAACGGAAGGACGAAGCGCUUAGCACUUCCCAUCCGGAAAAAUGGGACUCUGAUUUACUAUUACCCUAUCAAUUUGAUAACACUUCUUGUACGAUGCUUUUUCGACGUUGA